Messenger RNA from Oreochromis aureus, 2395 nucleotides. RefSeq names its product P2Y purinoceptor 14-like. Gene Ontology annotation, cellular component: membrane. The record is from RefSeq and is a predicted model, not a curated record. Gene Ontology annotation, molecular function: G protein-coupled purinergic nucleotide receptor activity. Bases 122 to 1084 code for a protein of 320 amino acids. NCBI's taxonomy places the organism in Eukaryota, Metazoa, Chordata, Actinopteri, Cichliformes, Cichlidae. Gene Ontology annotation, biological process: G protein-coupled receptor signaling pathway. The transcript is spliced from 4 exons.
GUUAGUGGUGUGGUCACGGUGUGUUUCCUGAUCUCUAACAAUACAGUUACAUUGAGAAGGCAUAACAACUGAAGCAGCCUCUCCUGCUCACUGAAGUCUGCGAAAACACGUCUCCACAAACAUGGAUGGCCCCAACAAUUUGACUUCCAGUUUGAACAAGACCUGUGAUCCGGUUGUCCCAUCAGUUAACCCUUUCUUUAUGCUGGUCUACAGUCUAGUGUUUGUGGUGGGUUUACUCCUUAAUGGUUUCAUCAUGAAGUUUUACUGUUGUCGAGUUCGGCAGCAGGCAUCCAGCAGCUUGAUGGUCUACAUGAAGAACCUGACAGCUGCUGACUUCCUGCUCUGCCUCUCUCUGCCACUCCGCAUCACCCACUAUGCUAGCAGCUCUCUCAUCAUUCAGCAGCUCUACUGCACAGUCGGAGCUUAUGCCCUGUUCCUCAACAUGUAUGCCAGCAUCCUAUUCAUGGGGUACAUUGCUGCCAACAGGUAUCUGAAGAUAGUCCAUCCUUCAAAAACUCACAUUCUGCAGAGUGUACGAACUGCCCACAUCAUCUCUGUGGUCACUUGGGUUUGUCUCAUUAUUCCAGCAGUCACCAGCAACACCCUGUUUUUCAUCACCCAGAAACAUCUGAAUGUCACCCCGAGACGCUGCCGUCCCCUAUUUAGUUCAUUGGUCAGGCUGGUCCAAAAAAUUGUCCAUAUCUUCUCUGUUAUCAUCUUCCUCUUAGUCUUCAUAUCCUUGGUCUUCUUCUAUAACGGCAUCUCCCGCAGGGUGUUGCAGGCACAGCAGACACAGCUGGCCAACUCUGGCUCUGAGAAGCUGGUGAAGUCUCGCAGGAACAUGUUGCUACUUGUCAGCAUCUUCUGUGUGUGUUUUGUGCCCUAUCACCUGUUUCGACUCCCCUAUAUUUUUCUGUUGGGAAACUGCUCUGCUGUUAAGGUGUUGUACUACCUGAAGGAGGCGGCCACCAUAGUGUCGGUUUUCAACGUCUGCCUGGACCCUGUUGUUUACUUUUUCCUCUGUAAGACUUUUCAGGCCCAGGUGAAUCGGAGUAUGGCCUCCAUAAGAGUCAACAUUCAAUAAGCAAAUGAGGAGAAGAGAGAGGCAAACCAGUGUGCUGCAAAGAAAUGCUCAACAUCUUAUAAAAAUAAUUAUUUUUUUCCAAGAGUCAGAUGAGACCAGUAAAACCAGUGUCAUGGAUUCCAAGCCCUUACAUACUAGACAAGUUUCUGCGGUGCUCAGAGAUCAAUACAGAACGAAUCAACACAAACACACUCCCACACAGAGAGCAUCAGUUUAUGUUGCCAACUUUCAGCUAUUAGUCAGUGUCAGUUUUAGCAAACAGAAACGGAACAAUAUCCAGUGUGUGAAAUCUGAAUUUCAGUGUUUAUGAACAAAAAUAUUUUAACAUUUAUAUAUAAAAAGUGAAGUCAAAAUUACUGCUGAAGCAUUUCUUUUGCAGCAAUUUUUAUGAUUCAUGACAAAAAGCAAAACAUAGGCAAUGCCUUAAGAAGAAGAAAAUCUAAGGUUUCCAGCCUGUUUUGCUACUUCACUAAUUUUUCAUAUCUUAUUUCGAAGUUUUGUUCUGCCGGGUAGAAAAUAGUUUAAAUCAAGACAAAACAAGUGUUCCUCUGCAACUGGGAGUCAUAGUUCUACAUUACUAGAGGGGGUCCACACAGGAAUCCUGGCGAGCAAGCAAACGACUUCACCUGUGCCUUUAACACAUUAUAAUACACAUUUAUGCAGGUCAUGUUUAAAUAGCAAUAGUAUAAAAUGCCCUUUCAUACUGACGGACACUCAGUUCCUGGUUAACAACUGAAGCUUCAGCAAAAUCUUCCCAUAUGGCGUGCAGUAAACACAGUCUGAGUGCUCACGGCUUGCCCAUCAGCAAUCAUGUCGGCCAGCCAACAUCUGUAACUGCUUUCUUUCUUCCUCGAUAAGCCAGGUCCUGCCAGCUCAGACCAGGCAGAACUCUGUUAUCAUUGUUCCUGUUUAAUGUCAUCGCUUGUCUAAAUGAGUUGACUUAUCAAUUCACCUCUAAGGAGUUUUGAAGGAUCCAAUAAAUGAUCUAAUGGUAGUGACCUAUACCUUUAACAGAUUGCAAAGCAUUCUGGGUGAGCAUGUUGAACAACAGAGACCAACACUGAGCUCUUUCUAUAGUUAUAAACCACAAAGUUUAAAAGUAACCCAACCGAUCUACUGCACACAUGGCUUCGCUUUUAACCUUUCUUCUUUCCACCUCACGCUAACACGUAGCUCAAUCUUUACUUACUAUCUUUACUUCUGAUUUGUCUUCGUUCAAAUGUUUCAAUGCUAUAGUUCUUAAAUUAAAUAAGUCGUUACCCUUCAGUUGUUCUGUGUUUUAAGGUCAGUAAAGUGAGUCAGUUUCUUUGA